AUGAAAGCAUUUUAUAUACAUAUUCUAUUAGUCACUCUAAUUUCGUUAUGUGCAGAAGGACGAAUUUCUGGAAGCAGCAGUUCUUCAAGGUCUGUUAGUGGUCCAAUCAUUGCAGCUAUUGUCUUAUCGUCGGUUUUUGGCUUCGUCAUUAUCAUGAUACUUGUUAUCUAUUGCAACAAAAAAUUUAAUAAAAGAAUGGGUAUUUUGCCUAUGCAAAGUAAUGUACCUGUAUAUGGACAAGGGAAUCCAUAUGCACCUCCUUCCUAUAAUAGAUUACCACCUUAUGGGCAACCGCCAGCUUACCCACAACCAUCACCUUAUCCCUCACCAUUCUAUCAAGAAAACCAACAAAAAGUAUGA
Rotaria socialis is the source of this 360-nucleotide messenger RNA. Lineage: Eukaryota; Metazoa; Rotifera; Eurotatoria; Philodinida; Philodinidae. The record is from the annotation of a GenBank genome assembly.